This is a messenger RNA of Paramuricea clavata, 2088 nucleotides long. The record is from the annotation of a GenBank genome assembly. NCBI's taxonomy places the organism in Eukaryota, Metazoa, Cnidaria, Anthozoa, Malacalcyonacea, Plexauridae.
AGAGUUCAGCAUCAUUGAAUUCAACAUGUCAGACAUACUGAACAAGGUUUGGGAAUUGACAGUUGAAAUUUUGACAAGUAAAGUUCCAAAUCAAAUUCCAAGUCAAGUUGCUGGUAGAGUAGCAAAAUGUUUAAACGAGCGUUUAAAGGAUGGCGACGUCACGGACGAAGAAAUACGGCGUUGGGUUAUCAGAAAAAUUGAUGCUAUUAAAAGUAAGUUGGAUGGAUUAGCAAGAAAAGAUUUACUCAGCAGCCUUUGUUUUCUACAGGAAGGAAUCAAUCGACUUUUUCGGUCACUACCUGCAAGGGAGAAUACUGAAGGACUGAGCGCCGAGCGGGUGACAUUAGACAUAGCUACGCCAUCCACAGCCACUGGUCGUGACUCGACUACGAACGAAGCUAUUGCUCUUAUAAAUGAUUUCACUUUGUUCAAAAUUUGUUCCAACGAACGCUUCAAGUCAGCCAUAGAGUCUUUCAAACUUGCUCGAGAAAAAGCCACCGAAGCAUUCUGUAACGAAGGGCUAUCCGUUGAGGAUAGAAUUCAAGCGUCUAAAAUCAGAAUACUGAGCAGAAUUUUAGAAAGCCUAGACGACCCAGAUGCAAGCGUAGGUGAUUGUUUACAGUAUCUUGAACAGCUUCAUGAAAUCGGAGCAAUUCCAGAAAUGUUUUCCGUUUUGAUUUCUGGAGGAAUCAAAGCGCAGUUUAAGCAAGCGAAACGACUUGACAACAUCUCUUCCGUUCAAGUCAUGAACCAAAUAUUGUUUAAUUUUGCUAGAAACUUCAUGGAAGUACCGACAAGGACGUUUGAUUGGCCUACAAUCUUGCAUGGAAAGGAAAUCUACCAUCCCAUACUUAAAGAUUUUCGUCUUGUUGACAAACUCGAAGAGUCUGGUGUGGAAGUUAAGCAGGCCUAUCCAGAUUUGACAUUUGAUAGUAGAAUUUAUCGCGCAUUGUCGGCUGUCAACAGCGAAGGACAGAUUGUUGCACACAUGCUGGAAGAGAGCACUAUUAAAAGUUUUAAAGCUUCGGGGGAAAGUCGUAAGGUAUGUGGCGUUCCUGCGAAAGAGUCCCUUUGUGAAUGUCAUGUUAUGGCAUUGGAUAUCGACGCCAAAGAUAACAUAUAUUUCAUACUCAGAUUCCAAGAAACGGAUGAGGAAUUCUGGAGUUUCAAAUUGUUCAUGUUCGACGGUAAUGGAAACAAAAAGCUCGAGUCACCAUUGCCUUUUCUUCAGCACAUUUGUUUGAAAGCAGCGUACAUGACAAUAAACAAGGACGGGGACAUUGCCAUCUUGGAUUGCGAGAAAAAAAUCCUGUAUAUUGGAAGAGCUCAAAUUGAACUGAAUUCGUUUAUAGUCAGCAAUAGAUUUUAUGUGACCGAAUUAUUUACCACGGAAUCUACAUGGUUGAAUUUACGAUUCUCUUUAAAUGGGAAAAAUCUAAUUGCCGCAGACGAGAGAACUGUUUAUAUCUUCGCGAAAAACGGGAAGUUGCAACAAAAUAUUAAGAUAUUCGAAGACAAAGGGGACGAAUUUAUUUAUUCGGUUGCAAUAAAUCAUAUCACAAAAUGUAUUAUGAUUAAAACGUGGUCAUUGACAUUAGGGUACCGCCUGCUGAGUUUCUUCGAAACUGGGAAACAAAUAAACAGUUUAUAUUUGGGACCAAACAAAUGGAUUGAAUACGCUAAGCUAAUUUCUCACCCAAAUGGUCCAGCUGCUUUAGUUAAUGACACAGGAGCGUGCAUCAUGAAAAUGGUAAAAGGAAUGAAUUUUGAUUAAACUGGGAUUUGUCGGAAGAUUUGGAAAGUCCUUGCAUGAGCAGUUGCAUGAUGACUGUAUGUGAGUAACUGACUUGAAAUCCUUAAUAUAUACUGCUGUUUUCUUGUGCAGUACAAACACUCGACGUUUGAUUUGUUAAAUAAUGAAUUAUGCAAUAGAGAAAUUGAAAGGUUGAACAAUUUGUUAAUAGACGAAUUUGGCUAACGUUUGUUUAUGCUUAAUUCACAAGAUUUGAUAACUAACAUGCUUUAGUUAAGUAUAAAGUAAAAAACAAAUUCCGAACUUUGUUAAUAUAAUCUGUAUAUGUGAUCUAU